This is a messenger RNA of Didymodactylos carnosus, 1212 nucleotides long. The record is from the annotation of a GenBank genome assembly. Lineage: Eukaryota; Metazoa; Rotifera; Eurotatoria; Philodinida; Philodinidae.
AUGCUACUCGUCCAUAUCUUUCCUCAGGGUAGUGAUGAUUCUGAUGGUGAUAAUGAUGAUAAAAGCAAUCAAGAUGAUAACGAAAUAAAAUAUCAGUGGUUUUGGAAAUCAAAUAAAGAUCCAUGGCUUAACGAUGAAGAAAAACAAUUUACUCCAUAUGAAUCAAACUUCAAUCAAAUAAUUGAAAAAGCUUAUUUAAACGGAGAGAAUGAAGUAGUAAUUAACAAAACAUACAAAAUUGAUUUUAUACACGAGAUACAAAUAAAUUUAAAUGACGCAUUUAAAGAAAGACCUGUUCUUAGACAAUCUCUUACUACUACACACUUACCAUCAGCUACAUCAGCAGCUGCGACAGCCACAAGUAUUACAACAAAAUUUGAUACUGCUACAAGUGAUUGUGAACAACGUAUACAAUUCCCAACAGGAUUAUCUCGUUCCGGUUCAUUUAGUAAAGAUACAGAUUUUCGUGGUUGCAGUUUUAUUGUUGAUUGGUAUAAAUGGAUUACAAAUGGUAAAUUGAAAAUAAAAAACUGCAUUAUAGUUGAUUUAGCAAUAAAAGGUAUAUUAGCUGAAAGUGAACUAUAUCUAGAUGAUAAGAAGAAGGCAGUCGAAGAUGCAAAUCAUUUUAUUAGUGAAUUGCGUAGAGUGCAACACGCCGAAAAGUUAUUUAUCAUACAAGAAGUUUGUAUACAAUUAUAUACAAAAGAGUCAUUUCUAUUUCGAAUUAUUAACGAAACAUUACGAGAUAAUAAUCGUGACAAAUUUGAAACGUUAGGACCAUUUUGUUUUCUACUAUACACCUAUACCCAUAGUCCAAAGAAUAAACAAGGUAAAUUACCAAAACAAAUAACAUUGUAUCGUGGUGAACCGUUAACACCUGAUGUUAUUGAACUUUAUAAAUUAUCUAUUGGUAGUGAUACAAUCUGGAAAUGGUCACAAUUUGUAUCGACAUCAAAAAAACGUGAGGCAGCUGAAUUGUUUGGUAAUGGUAAUAGUUUAUAUGUUAUUGAAAUGAAAAAACGUUCAGCAAGUGAUCAAGGUGUUUAUAUAGCAAAACUGUCACAAUUUACAAUGGAAGAAGAAGUAUUAUUACGUCCUGGUAUAAGAUUUAAAAUAAUAAAAGUAGAAGAAGAAAUUGAAACAAAAAUGCAAAUAUUUUAUAUUGACAUUAUACCAUCCUUUCAUGUCCGGUUUGAAUUAAUUGAACAGUAG